ACGAUAUAUAAGUACCUUCUCACCAAGCCAUUUGAUUAUCUCCAUAUUGUACACACAAUAUACCAUCAUUUUUGCUAAGAUUAAAGUUAAAUGGCUCCUACUCAACCUGCCAUUACUGUGAAAACACUUUCUGAGUCACCAAAUCUCAAGUCUAUUCCUUCAAACUAUGUUAACUCUGCUAUGUAUCCCUCUGAUUCCCCUGCAUCUGAUCCUAUUGAUUCAAACUCCAUCCCUACCGUUGAUUUUUCUCUACUCAACUCCACUGAUCCUCAUCAACGUUCAGAAGCUAUCAACAGCCUAAACAAAGCUUGCCAAGACUGGGGAUUUUUCAUGGUGGUAAAUCAUGGAAUACCAGAAAAUUUGAUGAAGGAAGUAAUUGAUGGGACUCAAGGAUUUUUCAUUAUGAGAGACGAAGAGAAGAAAGAGUUUGAAGGGAAGCAUGUUUUGGAUCCAAUAAGGUGUGGUACCAGCUUCAACGCCUCUAAGGAGAAAGCUUUUUUUUGGAGGGACUAUCUUAAGGUCUUUGUACAUCCUAAAUUUCACUCUCCUAGCAAACCCCAAGGGUACAGUGAUACUAUGUCGGAGUAUAGUGAGAAAACUCGAGAAGUAGCAAAAGGAUUACUUGCAGGAAUAUCAGAAGGCUUGGGACUUGAAGAAUGUUUCUUGGACAAAGCUCUAGACAUGAAGUCAGGAUUUCAGAUAUUCAUUGCAAAUUAUUACCCACGUUGUCCUCAGCCUGAACUUGCACUUGGAAUGCCACCUCAUUCAGAUCAUGGCCUUUUAACUCUUAUUAUUCAAAACCAAGUUGGAGGUCUACAAGUUCAACAUCAAGGCAAAUGGAUUCAUGUCAAUGCUCUUCCAAAUUCUCUCUUGGUCAAUACUGGUGAUCAUCUUGAGAUUUUCAGUAAUGGCAAAUACAAGAGCAAUGUACACAGAGUAGUGGUAAACAACACAAGUCCAAGAAUAUCAGUUGCUGUUGCUCAUGGACCAUCACUAGAAGCAAUUGUGAGCCCUGCUUGCCCAUUGGUACAAAGUGAAAGCAACCCUCCAGCUUAUAUACCAAUGAAGUACAAGGAUUACAUAGAGUUGCAGCAGAGUAAUCAACUUCACCAAAAAUCCAUCUUGGAACAGGUCAAGAUUCUUAGGAACUAAAUUUUCUUUUUUUCAAUGGGGAGCUGUAUUUUAUAUUAUUUCUGAGGUUCACAUCAAUAAAUUUUAGUACCUAAUAAUGGGAUGCAUUCGUGUAAUAAAGUCACGAUCUUUUUUUCUUU
Messenger RNA from Lycium ferocissimum, 1271 nucleotides. RefSeq names its product 2-oxoglutarate-dependent dioxygenase 19-like. NCBI's taxonomy places the organism in Eukaryota, Viridiplantae, Streptophyta, Magnoliopsida, Solanales, Solanaceae. The coding region runs from base 91 to 1152 and encodes 353 amino acids. The record is from RefSeq and is a predicted model, not a curated record. The transcript has 4 exons.